UCUAGGGCAAGCAGGCUGAGAGUCAAUCCAGUGCGCAGCUUCUCUGCAGGCUGGGAAAAGAGUGACAGAAAGAAGGCAAGAAAACGCUUCCCAAAGCAGGAGGAAACGGAGAAGGAACAAAUCUGGCAAGCAGAGACAUACAGAGGAAGAUUUGAUCACGGAUAUCAUUGCUAUAUAUAGAAAUUGUUUAUAUAUAUAUAUAUAUAUAUAUAUAUAUAUAUAUAUUUAGGACUAUAUAUAUAUAUUAAUAUAUUUGUACACACGCAUAUCAAUAUUUAUAGAAAUAUAUAUGUAUACAUAUAUACCUGUAUAUAACUGUAUUUGUGCUGGUCUGUUUAUAUCAAUAUUUUUAUAUGUAUUUGUGUGUGUGUAAAUAUAUACAUAUAUAAACAAACGAAUAUAUAUCUAUGAAUUUAUUUACGUAUCACUGUGAACCAACAGAAGCAAGAAGAGAACUCGACCAUCGGGGCUGGUCUCUGAUUCCGAGAUCAUACACACUAUUUUCUGCAUUAUUUUUCCAAGCGUUUUGCAUCGACCUGAGGAAGACUACCAAGCUUUUUCUAUUUUUCAUCGCCCUGUUGCAACUUCCUCAUCUCAUCUUUUUCUCAAUCCGGAGGAACAAAGAGGAGGAUAACAGGGUUUGUGAAGAUUCCUGCCGUUCGUGCUGCCGUUCGUUAGAAGAGCUGCACUGCGCGCUGCGUUUGAUCUGAGCAGGCAGCAGCAGCAGCAGUGAGAUAGAAAGAGACAGAGAGUGCCGCACCGUGUGAACUAGCCAGCAUGCACAAACAUCACCACUGCUGCAAGUGCCCAGAAUGCUAUGAAGUGACCCGCAUGGCCGCCCUGCGCAGGAUGGACGCCCCGGCAUAUGGGGACUGGCAGCCCGAACCCUACGGAUACCCGGCUGGCUAUGGAGGUGGCCAGACCUUACCACCCCAAACCUCGGGCGGAGGAGGGGGAAUGGGUGGAGGGGGUACAUUGGGAAGAAGUAAAGGGAAAAUGAUGUCAGCUGGGGGUCCUGGAGGUCCCAACCCUAAGAGCCAUUCCAAGUGUGGCCCCAAGGUGAAUGGUAAUAACUCAGGAGGGCAAGGAGGAUGGUGGCCCGAGUGCACCUGUUCCAACCGGGACUGGUACGACCAGGCAAACCCUCCCCCCAUCAUUGUGAACGCAGACUCACUGGAUGCAGGCCCUUAUGUGAAUGGGAGUGAUGGCAUGUAUAAAUACGAAGAAAUCAUUUUGGAGAGGGGCAACUCUGGGCUUGGGUUCAGUAUCGCAGGAGGUGUGGAUAAUCCACACAUUCCUGAUGAUCCAGGAAUCUUCAUCACCAAGAUUAUCCCAGGAGGUGCCGCUGCCAUGGAUGGGAGACUAGGGGUAAAUGACUGUGUUCUGCGGGUGAAUGAUGUGGACGUGUCCGAGGUUGUGCACAGCAAGGCUGUAGAGGCUUUGAAGGAGGCCGGUCCAGUGGUCAGGUUGCUGGUACGCAGAAGACAGGCUCCACCUGAGACCAUUUUGGAGGUCAACCUACUGAAAGGGCCUAAAGGUCUUGGCUUCAGUAUUGCUGGAGGUAUAGGCAACCAGCACAUCCCGGGCGACAACAGUAUCUACAUCACAAAGAUCAUCGAAGGUGGGGCGGCACAGAAAGAUGGACGUCUGCAGACAGGCGAUCGCCUACUGGCUGUGAAUAACAUCAUACUUCAGGAUGUGCGUCAUGAGGAGGCUGUGGCCGCUCUGAAGAACACUUCAGACAUGGUCUAUCUGAAAGUGGCCAAGCCGGGACCAGUACAUCUCAAUGACAUGUACGCCCCACCAGACUACUCCAGCAGUCUCGGCCUCCCUCCAGCCUUCCCCACCAUGGUGGACAACCACGUCGGGCACAACUCCAACAUGGCCUACAUGGGAGGCAUGGAGCCUAAACCAGUCUACCCACCGCCCCAGGCCACCCCCUCGAGGUACUCCCCAGUCCCACGCCACAUGCUGGGGGAGGAGGACUUCACCAGGGAGCCGCGGAAGAUCCUGCUGCACAAGGGUUCCACAGGUUUGGGAUUCAACAUUGUGGGCGGCGAGGAUGGAGAGGGCAUCUUCGUGUCUUUCAUCUUGGCAGGUGGUCCAGCCGACCUGAGCGGAGAGCUGAGGAGAGGAGACCGCAUCCUGUCGGUGAAUGGUGUAAACCUGCGCAAUGCUACCCAUGAGCAGGCUGCUGCUGCAUUGAAGAGGGCUGGACAGACGGUGACCAUCAUUGCCCAGUACAGACCAGAAGAAUACAGUCGUUUUGAGUCCAAGAUCCACGACUUGAGGGAACAGAUGAUGAACAGCAGCAUGAGCUCCGGCUCCGGCUCCCUCCGCACCAGUGAGAAACGCUCCCUCUAUGUCAGGGCUCUUUUUGACUACGACAGGACCAGAGACAGUUGCCUUCCUAGCCAGGGCCUGAGUUUCUCCUAUGGGGACAUUCUUCAUGUCAUCAAUGCCUCUGAUGAUGAGUGGUGGCAGGCACGGCUGGUUACCCCCCAUGGGGAGAGUGAACAAAUCGGGGUCAUACCAAGCAAGAAAAGGGUGGAAAAGAAAGAGCGUGCACGGUUAAAAACAGUCAAAUUCCAUGCAAGGACGGGCAUAAAUGAGUCCAACAGGGAGAUGUUUGGCAGAAUGAACAACAUAAAGCCAGUCAAAGCGAAGCGCAAAAAAAGCUUCAACCUAUCACGCAAGUUCCUGUUUUACAAGAGCAAGGAGAAUAUAGUACAGGAUUUGGUGGAGACUGAACAAUGCUUGACUUCCAACACCAGUGACAGCGAAAGCAGCUCCAAGGGUCAGGAAGACACAAUACUAUCAUAUGAGCCAGUAAUUCGACAAGAAAUCCAUUACACAAGGCCUGUGAUUAUCCUGGGUCCAAUGAAGGACAGAGUAAACGAUGACUUGAUCUCAGAGUUCCCUCACAAGUUUGGAUCCUGCGUUCCACAUACAACUCGUCCUCGGCGAGAGAAUGAGAUGGAUGGGCAGGACUACCAUUUUGUGGGUUCAAGGGAGCAAAUGGAGAAGGACAUUCAGGACAACAAAUUUAUUGAGGCCGGCCAGUUCAAUGAGAAUCUGUAUGGGACCAGCAUCCUGUCUGUCCGGGCAGUGGCUGAAAGGGGGAAACACUGUAUCCUGGAUGUGUCUGGGAACGCCAUAAAGCGACUUCAGCAAGCACAGCUCUAUCCAAUCGCCAUUUUCAUCAAACCAAAAUCUGUGGAGGCCCUAAUGGAAUUGAAUAAGAGGCAGACAUAUGAGCAAGCUAAUAAAGUCUUUGAUAAGGCAGUGAAGCUUGAACAAGAGUUUGGAGAGUUUUUCACAGCCAUAGUCCAGGGUGACUCACUAGAUGAGAUCUAUAAUAAAAUCAAGCUGAUCAUUGAAGAGCAGUCAGGCCCUUACAUCUGGAUCCCAUCCACAGAGAAGCUCUGAACUCGCCGCCUCCACGAAGCCCCCCACCUGACCCCCACUCCCACCUGACACCUUUCCUUCCCUUUCACUGUUAUGUUUCAGAUCAAGUUUUAGUGUCAUUAUGUUACCCUCAAUCUAAUGAAGUCUUAUCACCAUUACUGUGACUGUGCGCACCCCUGCAUGAGUUUCUCAGCAAUUCCAUUCAAGAUUGGAAAUGCCAUUCCUCAAGAAAUGUUUUGUCAUGUAAAACAAAAAAGGGAAACCUGAACAAAUUCCUUUUUGCAUUUCGGAUGGACUUGAAGAUGAGAACGUCUUAACGAAGCGAGAGCGGGGAGCCGGGGAGUUGGAGAUGGUGGCACGAGCGGGAACCUUGUAUGAGUUCAUUCGAUUUCAUGGAAAAAGACAUUUGAGGAUGCUGUGCAAGGUUUUCUUGGAGGACUAGAUACAGUUCAAGCCUGCUGAUGGUACCAUCACUGCUCUCACUGUUCUAACGGAUGAACUUCAAAACUGAUGGUGAUCUUCAGUACUCAUAAACCAGCUCACUUUAUUUGAUCGGCUGCCUGGCCGUUUGUAUGGCGACACGUUCAGAGGUUUGAGUCUCUACAUUUAUAUUACUGAAAUCACAUGGAAAAUAAAAAUCCUACGGAGAGAUUUUACUACAUAAUACGAAAUUAUACGGUACAUAUUUUACACUUCACUAGAAUUGUCAACUCGGAGGGCUGUUCGAUUUCAUUUCUAGUCUUUGGGUUUUUGUUCUUUCUUUCUUGUAGUUUUAGCUGCUCUGUAUUAAAGAUGGGGGUAAAGAGGUGUAACUGGGCUCUCUGCAGACCACCAAACUGCCUUACGAUGAAUAAACGCUUAGUCAUGGUGGGAGGGGGAACGACACAAUAUUCAACCUAUCAGUGCUUAGAGGGAAACUCUUUUUGUGCUUUAUUAUGAGUUUCCUGUCAUCCUAUCGGAGGCCUAACUUGUGCAAUAGACUUCAGUGUCUUACCUCUGUGAAAUCCUUUUUUUGCAAACCUUUUUUUUUUUUUGUGUUGUCUUGAGCAAAAUCCAAUUUCGGCCGCCAUUGGAGUUGUUGAAAAGCAGACAGCCCACUUGCACUUCCUCUGCCUUCCAGGACUAUAUUCUCUUCAGACUGAACGGUAACACGGUACUGUCCUGUUAGCUGCCCAGGAGCGCAGCCUUAAAACGGGUAGAAUCAAGACAAUAAUUGUAUUGGAUGUCCUUCUUGAUAUUAAAGCGUUAGUGGAGCCUGAAAUUGACCGUUUUCCCCAGAACUCGACGAUGGUUUGAUUAAAUCUGUUCUUUGUAAUGACAGCUUUUAAAAGAUUUUUUUCCUUCU
Messenger RNA from Carassius gibelio (silver crucian carp), 4753 nucleotides. RefSeq names its product disks large homolog 3. Lineage: Eukaryota; Metazoa; Chordata; Actinopteri; Cypriniformes; Cyprinidae. Gene Ontology annotation, molecular function: kinase binding. The record is from RefSeq and is a predicted model, not a curated record. Gene Ontology annotation, cellular component: postsynaptic density membrane; neuron projection; neuromuscular junction. The transcript is spliced from 22 exons. The coding region runs from base 778 to 3429 and encodes 883 amino acids. Gene Ontology annotation, biological process: chemical synaptic transmission.